This is a messenger RNA of Phalacrocorax carbo (great cormorant), 2522 nucleotides long. Lineage: Eukaryota; Metazoa; Chordata; Aves; Suliformes; Phalacrocoracidae. The record is from RefSeq and is a predicted model, not a curated record.
CCCCGAACUCCCCCGCCGAGGCCGCCCCACCUGCGGCCGGGCCGCCGCCCCGCGGCGCUGGCCCCUGCCUCCGACCCGCCCCGGGGCCGGUGCGCGGCGGGGGAGGGAAGCGGUGGGGGUGGUUGGUUAACCCUUUCCCCACCGGGCGGCUCCGGAAACGGCCGCGGCGGCGGUCCCGUGAGGCGCGGCGCUGUGUCCUGUGCCCGGGCGGGGAGGGGUGGCGCAGGCCGGGGGAGAGCGCGGGGCGGGGGGGGCCGCGGGAGCCGCUCCCUCCUUGCCCAGCCCGGCCCGGCAGAGGGAGGAGGAGGAGGGCGCAGAGCGCAGACAUGGCGGCCAACAUGUACCGAGUGGGAGAUUAUGUUUAUUUUGAAAAUUCUUCCAGCAAUCCAUAUCUCAUUAGGAGAAUUGAAGAACUUAACAAGACUGCCAAUGGAAACGUGGAAGCAAAAGUGGUGUGUUUUUACAGGCGAAGAGAUAUUUCCAACAGCCUUAUAAUGCUUGCAGAUAAGCAUGCUAAAGAAGUUGAAGAAGAGUCUGAAACUACAAUUGAGGUUGACUUGACUGAUAAACAGAAACACCAGUUGAAGCACAGAGAGCUCUUCCUUUCUCGCCAGUAUGAGUCCCUUCCGGCAACGCAUAUCAGGGGAAAAUGCAGUGUUGCACUCCUGAAUGAGACAGAAUCUGUGCUGUCAUAUCUGGAGAAAGAGGAUACUUUUUUUUAUUCAUUGGUGUAUGACCCAUCACUGAAAACGCUUUUAGCAGACAAGGGAGAAAUCAGAGUGGGGCCUAGAUAUCAAGCAGAUGUGCCAGACAUGCUUGCAGAAGGAGAAUUAGAUGACAGAGAACAGGCAAAGCUGGAAGUAAAAGUAUGGGAUCCAGAUAGCCCCCUUACUGACCGUCAGAUUGACCAGUUUUUAGUUGUAGCACGUGCGGUUGGCACGUUUGCUCGAGCAUUGGACUGCAGUAGUUCUGUCAGGCAACCUAGUCUACACAUGAGUGCAGCUGCUGCUUCCCGAGACAUCACACUGUUUCAUGCAAUGGAUACACUGCAUAAACACAACUAUGAUUUGAGCAGUGCCAUCAGUGUUCUAGUGCCACUUGGAGGGCCUGUCUUGUGUAGAGAUGAAAUGGAAGAGUGGUCAGCAUCAGAAGCUAGUUUAUUUGAAGAGGCGUUGGAAAAGUAUGGCAAGGACUUCAAUGACAUUCGACAAGACUUUCUUCCUUGGAAGUCACUGACUAGCAUCAUUGAGUAUUAUUACAUGUGGAAAACCACUGACAGAUACGUGCAGCAGAAACGUCUGAAAGCAGCUGAAGCAGAAAGUAAAUUGAAACAAGUGUACAUCCCCACCUACAAUAAACCGAAUCCCAAUCAAAUAUCUAGCAACAAUGGGAAACCUGCUGCAGUCAAUGGAGCAAUGGGAGCCUCUUAUCAGGCACAGGCCUCAGUAAUAGGUCGGGCUUGUGAAAGUUGCUAUACUCCACAGUCUCACCAGUGGUAUUCUUGGGGUCCUCCUAAUAUGCAGUGUCGAUUGUGUGCAUCUUGCUGGAUUUAUUGGAAGAAAUAUGGUGGCCUGAAAAUGCCCACACAGACAGAUGAAGAUAAACUGUCUUCCAGCCAGCCUACAGAGGAAUCCCAUGUUAGAACUCACAUGUCCCGGCAGGCCACACAGGGAACUCCAGUUCGUAACACUGGAAGUCCAAAGUCGGCAGUGAAAACGCGUCAAGCUUUCUUUCUUCACACAACGUGUUGGACAAAACUGGCCCGUCAGGUCUGCAAAAAUACCCUCCGGCUGCGGCAGGCAGCAAGACGUCCCUUUGUCCCUAUUAACUGUGCUGCCAUUAAGGCAGAAUAUGCAGAUCGACAUUUGGAAGUUGCUGGAAAUCCUCUGAAGAUCAAAAGCACCAGAAAACCACUGUCAUGUAUCAUUGGGUAUUUAGAGAUUCAUCCUGCAGUGAAACCCAAUGUAAUCAGGUCAACACCAAGCCUUCAAAGUCCAAGUGCAAAACGACUGCUUGCACCCUCCAAUCACUCUUCACUAAGUAUUUUAGGAAAAAGAAACUACAGCCAUCAUAAUGGUCUAGAUGAAUCAUCCAGCCAUACAACAAGAACAAUAAUGCAUGCUGCUCCCCAUGUUCAUAUGACUAAUGGUAAGGCCUUGCAGGCCAGUGCAAGUGCCAUUAAGACAAGCACCAUUCCAGUGAUCAAGAGACAGAGGCAAAAUUGGCUUGAUGCUUCAGAUGAUGGUUUCUUUAUAGCUACAGAAGAGACCAGAAAAAUCCGUAAGAAGUUCACCAGAUCACAGCUGAAAAGAGCUUCCAGAACACCUUGUUCUCCGAUCCUUGCAAAGACAAAGUCUCUCAUGAACAAUAAGCAGGCACGAACAGAGCCAGGAACCAUCGUGCACUGAAGAUAUAACAGCAUCAGCACUACAGUCGUGUCAGAAUCAUGUUUAAUUGUGAAUGUGGAUACCACAGGACCUUCCACAUCUUCAAGGCAGAAACACUGUGUGGACAGGUUGUGG